Molecule: messenger RNA, 2248 nt
Organism: Hylaeus anthracinus
Lineage: Eukaryota; Metazoa; Arthropoda; Insecta; Hymenoptera; Colletidae
Exons: 12
Coding region: 67-2244 (725 amino acids)
Source: RefSeq, a predicted model, not a curated record
UAUCCAGAGGACUGGAAACGAUUCCAAGUGCCAAUCAGUAUCCGGGCGUCGCAGCUCAGUCGCGUCAUGGAUUAUUAUUCCGACAAUGCGCGAUCCAGUGACGAGGAUAAAAGCGUAGGUAUCGAUGGCAGCUUGCAACGAUCAGGUGAUCCGAGGCCAGCGAUGGAACGUUCAGCUCGUGGUGUAAGUGCGACACGUCGAGCAGGACCUGGAGUGCCCUUGAAAAAAGCAGAGCUGGGAGUAGAGAGUCGGAGAUCGGAUAAAUUCGACGGGGAUUUAACGAAGACGUUGGACAAGGACGAAGAAGGAUCUGCUGGAAAAAUGAGGAAAAUUAAAAGGGUCACGGGAAAGGACCCUGAUUGGCGUCAGCGUGAAGUUGACGAGGUCUCAGGGAGUCUCAGAGACACGGAUGAAAGUGGAGUUGCUCGAUCGCGAACAAGGGGGAGGGGAACAGCGGGGAAGAGAUAUGACAGAAAUCGCAAAUCUGCCGAUGACGAAGAAUUCGAGAUCGAUGAUUUCUGGCGACGCAAGAAGAAAUCCAGUCGAGGGAAGAAAGAUCAGAAUGGGAAGGUGCUUGAGGAACCUGGAAGACGAAAGAAGCUUUACAGGAACGCCGUCGCGGAUAGUCAAACGGAGGAACGUGUCGGGAAGAUGGACGACACCGAGGACGAAGGGAGAACGGCCGGCCAACGAGGCAGAAAGAAAUCCCGAAGAGGAAAGGACGACGGAACGGAAGAAAUGGCGGAUACAAGCGAGAGCAAAGGGACACGAGGGCGAAGGAAGAAAAAGUCAGAUGCGUUUGACAGCAGAAGGAAGGGGACGUCUUCCAACGACCUUGAUGAAGAAGAAACUGCCCUUAAGGGUGAUGGAAAGCGGAGAGGUCGCUCGAGCGAAGAACGAGAAGGAACUGAUUCUGACUUAAUGAGAAAACGUAAAGCCGGUAAGGCACGCGGUACGAGCGCGACGGAUAAAUCAACGCUUGAUUCAGAGAGCCACGGUAAGAAGGAGACGAACAGGGUUAGCAAGAAGAAGGAACGCCGACUGCUGGAUUCGAGUAGAACGGACGACGAUUACAGCAAGAUAAAUGGUUCUCGUUAUCGCAAAAGGAACGCGAGAGCUAAGGGGCUACACGAUGUCGAAACUGACCAUCGGAGCUCGAUCGAGUACCAAUUAUCAGACCAGCACUUCGUGGAGCAGGGCUGGACCGUACUGCCGAUUGCCAAAACCAUGAGGAAAAUCGUCCAGUACCAAGCAAAGCCAGCGAAACCUCAUCUGAACUGGUUCAAGAAGCACAGAUACGAUGGGAAAGUGUAUUACAACGAUGGCUCCGCCGUUUUCCUCCAUUUCCGUACCGAUGGAUCUGGACAAGUGUUUUAUCCAAAUGGGGAAUUGGCUAUCGAUGUCUGGAGACUGGAUCAUCGAAAAUACGAUAUGUGUACUGUGUUCACCCCAGGAGGCAAGGAUUCCAUGGGUGUGACGAGAAGAUCGCAAAUUGUUGCAAUGUUCGACACCACGGGCAGCGGUGUUGUCUUCGAUCAGGACGGCGCGACGAGGCUGUCCUACAAUCAGAUUGGAGGAAUUUGGAGGGAUAAUCCGGCAGGACCGCCGCUGACGUGGAAGUGGGACAUCGACGAGAAGGAGUCGAUAGUCAAGAUUGUGUACGAGGAGAAGCCAGCUGCGCACUUGGAGAAACUCUUGCGCCCUCCACUGAGGUCUGCGUUAAAGAGUUCCCGAAGUGGCAAAACAACAACGUCACCGGCGAGCUCGCGAAAUAAGGAAAAGAAGGUCGCGGAACUGAAACCUGUUGUCGUGGCAAACGACGACGAAGAAGAGGUCGAGUCCGGACACGACCUUCAGGAUUAUCCUGAAGAACGUUGUCACCUGAAAGCAAUUUGCAUGAAGUUAACCGAUUACGUCAGCUUGAGGAUCCUGAAUCGAAGGAACAUCAAUCUUCAGUUUCUUGCUAAUGGAAAGAGUAUUAGAAUUGAAUUGGGCACGAUUUUGGAUUUCAACAAGGAAGUGGGGUCGUAUUUCGUGGACACCAGUUCCAAAGACGCUAUGUUGGGAUGGAAUUUCGACAAAUUGUUGUCAUCCGAGCUAGAAGCGGACAGUAGUUUAUACAAGUUAGCCAACGAAUUGCGCGAAGUUAAGAAAGCGGCCAGACAACGUAAACUCAUGAUCGCCAAGUAUAAACCGUACUUGCAUUCGUGGAAAUCAUUGAAAACUCGAUGUCGUCCGUGGUAACUGG